This is a messenger RNA of Aspergillus bombycis, 849 nucleotides long. RefSeq names its product DUF1445 domain protein. The transcript is spliced from 2 exons. Gene Ontology annotation, molecular function: D-glutamate cyclase activity. NCBI's taxonomy places the organism in Eukaryota, Fungi, Ascomycota, Eurotiomycetes, Eurotiales, Aspergillaceae. The record is from RefSeq and is a predicted model, not a curated record. Gene Ontology annotation, biological process: glutamate metabolic process. Bases 1 to 849 code for a protein of 282 amino acids.
AUGGUAGAGAUGGACCCCACGCACUGUCAAACCGCCCACCAAGUCCGCCUCCUCGGCCGGCACAACCACAUAACCAACACCUCGGGCUUAGCCCCAGGGUACCUCCAAGCCAAUCUUCUCAUUCUUCCCUCGAAGCACGCCCAGGAUUUCCACAACCUGUGUCUCCGCAACCCGGUCUCCUGCCCCUUACUGGGGCUCACCCACAAGGGCAACCCCCACACUGUUUACCCGUCAUCCUGCAUCAAAGACAACGAUUUCGACCUCCGAACGGACUGUCCCAAAUACCGCGUGUAUAAAGAUGGCAAGUAUAUUGAGAGUCGUACCGAUCUCCUCAACCUCUGGACAGACGACUACGUCGGUUUCCUAAUCGGGUGCUCUUUUUCCUUUGAAGAUGCCCUGUCUGACGUGGGUCUGAAACCGAGACACCAAGCCACGGGAACCAUUGUUGCCAUGUAUAAAACGCGGAUUCCAUUGUUAGCAUCGGGAAUCUUCAAGAACGGGACUUGCAUUGUCUCAAUGAGGCCAUAUCGGGUGGAAGAUGUAGAGAGGGUUAGGGAGAUCACCAGACCCUUCCUGGCCACACACGGGGAGCCGGUUGACUGGGGAUGGGAUGCCCUUGAACGGUUGGGUAUUAGCGAUAUUGAGAAGCCGGACUUUGGAGAGAGGCAGGCUUUUGAGGAUGGGGAGGUUCCAGUCUUUUGGGCGUGUGGUGUCACACCGCAAAUGGCCGUGGAGUCGGCAGGAGACCGGAUCGAAGGGCUGGUAUUCGCGCAUGAGCCAGCCCAUAUGUUGGUUACGGACUUUACCGUCAAAGACUUAGAAAGAUUGGGAAAGCCCCUUUAUAACUAA